This is a messenger RNA of Aspergillus neoniger CBS 115656, 477 nucleotides long. RefSeq lists its product as uncharacterized. The transcript is spliced from 4 exons. The record is from RefSeq and is a predicted model, not a curated record. Bases 1 to 477 code for a protein of 158 amino acids. Lineage: Eukaryota; Fungi; Ascomycota; Eurotiomycetes; Eurotiales; Aspergillaceae.
AUGUCUGUGGCUGGUUCGACAUCAUCUACCGCAAUAGUAGAACCGAGUCCCGAGAUUAGUCAUAACUUGUGGUAUCGCCUGCAUGUUCUCAUCUUCGACCUCAACAAUUUCAGCAACACCUCGUCCAGGAAACGUCUUGAGAGCGUCAUAGACCCUUCUUUUAUUGGCAAACCAUAUUUCACAGACGAAGAAGCCGAAAAAAUAAAAUCUACUGUGAUCAACAGUACGGGAGGAACAUUCUCUCAAGCACUAGAGGAGGGCUUGAAUGAACGGCUUGAACGACGAAACAAGAAGCGUGUUGAGAGUGGCGACUAUCGAGUCUGCGCGGCACAUGACCUAGCUCCUCUGAUGGCACGUGCACUGGGGGUUGAUUUAAAACAGAUGGCCAAAGACAAAGAGUUUGCUGGGCUCAUUGAGAAGAAAGGGCUGAAUUUGCAAGGAGAAAUCUGGGGAGAAGCCGAUUCUCGAUGUCGUUGA